CCUCCGUCAGUAGACGCGACGCCGCGCCGGCUCACGGUAUAACUGCACAGUGGUCAAAGCGCCCGCCUGCGGUACUCAGCUCUCAGCAUGGACGCCAGGGCGGGACUCGAGUGCACGGUGGAAGCCGGAGCUGCCAGCACCGAAGCACAGUGCGCGCUGGACGAGAGGACAGCCGUCGCAGUGGACGUAUCUCAGUGUACAGUGGCUGGGACAGCCAUCCCACCGGACUCUACCGCGAGAGUGAAAGAUGGAGCUGUCAUUGCGGACCCUAGCACAGGGAUGCUGCUACCACUGUCCACGACUCGCACGCUGUCGUAUCUGCCCGAGCGGCCGCCGGUGGACAUCGAGUUCCAGGAUCUCUCCUACUCCGUCCCCAUCAGCAGAAAAGGGAACAAGAAGAUCCUGCGCUCAGUAAGCGGCCUGUUCCGGUCUGGGCAGCUGACUGCCAUCUUGGGGCCGUCGGGUGCCGGCAAGAGCACCCUGCUCAACAUCCUGGCGGGCUACAGGUGUUCUGAGGUGACGGGAUCCAUCCUGACGAAUGGGUCACCACGCAACCUGCGCCAGUUCCGCAAGAUGUCGCGCUACAUCAUGCAGGAGGACCUAGUGCAGCCUCACCUCACCGUGUUGGAGGCCAUGCUUAUCGCUGCUGACCUGAAGCUGGGCAACCACCUCACCAGGAGCCAGAAGCGCACAGCCGUUGAGGAGAUCCUUGAUAUGCUUCGUCUCAGUAGAGCAAAGGCUACACAGACACUACAACUGUCUGGAGGGGAGAGGAAGAGACUGUCAAUAGCACUGGAACUCAUUAACAACCCACCAGUUAUAUUCCUGGAUGAACCUACAACAGGACUCGAUGACUUGUCCAGCUCUCAGUGCAUUCUUCUUCUAAAGAUGCUUGCCCAGGGAGGACGUACUGUGAUCUGCUCAGUGCACACACCAAGCGCACGUCUUUUUGAACUUUUUGAUCAUGUGUAUGUAGUAGCACAAGGUCAGUGUGUUUACCAGGGAGCUGGAUUUGACAUUGUACCAUUUAUGGCAUCAGUUGGACUUAACUGCCCGAUACAUUAUAAUCCAUCAGAUUUUGUUAUUGAGGUAUCAAGUGGAGAAUAUGGAGAACAACAUAUUGAUAAAAUGGUAGCUGCUAUUGACAAUGGCCGUUGUUAUAAAUGGAAAAAAUUAGAAAAUGGGACCCAGACUGUAAACAACAAUGAUACAGAACAUUCAUCUACAACACCUCUACAAACUUCAAAGAAUCAGUACAGUUUUGCAAGUUCCGGUUGGGCACAGUUUCGCAUCUUAACAUACAGGAUGUUGCUGCAGACAUGGAGAAAUUCUACUUACCUGAAAAUAAAGAUUGUGAUGUACCUGUUUGUUGCUGGAAUAAUUAGUGGGCUCUUUUACAAUUUUGGUAAAGAUGGUUCUAAGACGAUAUUCAACUUUGGAUUUUGCUACACAUGCAUUAUUGUUUUUCUGUACAUACCAAUGAUGCCUGUACUACUAGACUUUCCAGGGGAAGUUCAGUUGUUGAAACGUGAAUACUUCAAUCGUUGGUAUGGGCUUAAUGCGUACUUCUUUGCAUUAACUGUAUCAAAAAUACCACUUCAGGUGGCCCUCGGACUAACAUAUGUAUGGCUGGUAUAUGUACUGACUGACCAGCCACUGGAAGUUCACCGGUGCGCAAUAUUCAUCACCAUUUGUCUUCUGAUUGGAUUUGUCUCAGAGAGCUUUGGUCUUCUAGUUUCCUCAACUCUUAGCAUAGUGAAUGGCAUGUUUGUUGCCCCUUCGAUGUCAGUUCCUUUCAUGCUGUUAGCAGUCCAUGGUCUUGGAACACCUAAUGCACAUGUACCAUUCUUCAUGAAGAUUGCAAUGUACUUUAGUUACCUGAGGUAUGGUUUGGAGGGAUUGACACUGGCAAUCUACGGCUUUGGACGGAAAAGACUGCACUGUCCAGAUCAUAAAACAUAUUGUGAACUAAGUGACCCAAGGGAACUACUACGUCAAACUGGAAUGGAGAAUGCAAAUAUCUGGGUUGAUAUUGCUGGUCUGGUUGCAUUUAUCAUCAUCUUCAGGACUGCAUGCUAUUUUCUGUUGCGGUGGAGGCUUUCUUCCUACAAAUCAUUUGCUGCACUCAGGCUAGUGAAACGAUUUGUGAAAACACACAUUAAUUUCCAAUACAGGUGAACUUUUUAUUGAGAAUAUUGUGAUAACUAUGGCAGUCUUUGUUAGUGAAACAGAAAGAGGUCCAUUUUUAAUGGCACACUAUUCUGGCACUCACAAUAGGGAAGAGAUGAGAUUUGAACUGUGUUUUAAAGAAUAUGCAGAAGUCAUAUAUAUUAAAAAAUCAUUAAUAAUGAACACAGAUCUGAUAAAUCAAUUAUGACUUCUUUUACAUCUUUGAAAUCUUUUGUUAAAAAAGAAAAAGGAAUAGAAUAUUGAGCAGAUGAAAGUAAUCUCUUUGAGGUAUGUAAAUGUAUCCUUACAUUUCAUGUUUAGCAUAUCACAAAUAAAGUUUCAAAUUAUUUCUGCAGGGACGGAUAGCUGAUGAGACAAUGAACUAAAAGUGUGGUAUGGAUGCAUUUACACAAUGCAUCUUGAACAAUAAUAGUUAUAAAUACAUUGCUCUCAAGACUCUUGUUAUUUCACCAAAGAUAAAAUGGUUUGUUGUUCUUCCUCUAAUGUAUAUAAUUUACAUUUAUGAGAAAAGGAAAUACAUGCAGUAUGUACAGCUUUUA
Messenger RNA from Schistocerca nitens (vagrant locust), 2729 nucleotides. Its product is annotated as ATP-binding cassette subfamily G member 4-like. Gene Ontology annotation, cellular component: plasma membrane. Bases 88 to 2178 code for a protein of 696 amino acids. The record is from RefSeq and is a predicted model, not a curated record. NCBI's taxonomy places the organism in Eukaryota, Metazoa, Arthropoda, Insecta, Orthoptera, Acrididae. The transcript has 11 exons. Gene Ontology annotation, molecular function: ATP binding; ABC-type transporter activity; ATP hydrolysis activity.